Molecule: messenger RNA, 1048 nt
Organism: Gadus morhua (Atlantic cod)
Lineage: Eukaryota; Metazoa; Chordata; Actinopteri; Gadiformes; Gadidae
Exons: 2
Coding region: 49-981 (310 amino acids)
Source: RefSeq, a predicted model, not a curated record
UACGCGUUUUUCCUUGUUAGCGAUCGUUUUUUUUUCUUCCUCGCAGUUAUGUUUGAUUUACACGCGUUUACCCUCGCUCCUACGGAGGAGGCUCUGUUUUCAAUUACGCGUGAUGACCUUGUUACGGUUGCUGGCCACUACAAGUUUCAAGUCAGUGGUAGCCCUUCCAAGGCUGAGCUCCAUGAGGGGCUCAUCAAUCACCUGCGGGACCGUGGGGUGUUUGGGAAAGUGCCUGUGGACGAACCUACGUCACCUACACGAGGUAAAGUUCAGCCCCUUUCCCCUAGUGAAGUUUCAGUGGAGUUAAAACGUCUGCAGUUGAGAGAAAUGGAACUUGAGUGGGAGCGAGAGAAAAAUAUUAGGGAUAGAGAGCACGAGUUACGUCUGAAGGAACUCGAAUUUAAUCAAGCUUUGCGGCUUAAAGAAAUGGAUCUCCAGGCUCGUGAGGCUGAUAUCCACUCUAAGUCGGGACAAUUUGACGUUACCCGUAAUAUCCGUCUCGUUCCACCUUUUCGUGAGGAUGAGGUUGACAAAUUCUUUGCGCAUUUCGAGCGGGUAGCUACGACCCUCAAAUGGCCUAGGGAUGUUUGGACCAUGACACUCCAGUGCGUUUUUAAAGGGAAGGCGCAGGAGGCUUACUCUGCGCUGCCUCUUGAAGAUGCAGCGGACUAUGAGAAGGUCAAGCAGGCUGUUCUGCGUAUGUAUUCCCUGGUGCCAGAGGCAUAUCGGCAGAAGUUCCGCGGCUAUCAUAAACCGGAGGCCCUCUCGUACGUGGAGUUCGUUCGAGAGAAGGAAAUGCUCUGCGAUCGCUGGUUAAACUCGCAGGGAGUGACAACCUUCCAAGCUCUUCGGGAUCUUAUUAUUCUGGAGGACUUUAAGAAUUGUCUGCCAACAUCAGUCGCGAUUCAUAUUAGUGAGCAUAAGGAGGUUACGCCGGCUGGUGCAUCGGUGCUCGCUGACGAGUAUGUGCUUACGCACUAGCGUCUCCCCUCUGUUUCCAAACCCCCACCAAACAUUUCCAGCCAUCCAACUGUUUUUAGGGCUACGA